Molecule: messenger RNA, 1998 nt
Organism: Grus americana (Whooping crane)
Lineage: Eukaryota; Metazoa; Chordata; Aves; Gruiformes; Gruidae
Gene: YWHAQ
Product: tyrosine 3-monooxygenase/tryptophan 5-monooxygenase activation protein theta
Exons: 6
Coding region: 247-984 (245 amino acids)
Biological process (GO): signal transduction
Cellular component (GO): cytoplasm
Source: RefSeq, a predicted model, not a curated record
UGGGCGCGGGCUGAGCAGCGGGUAGGCUUGCCUGUGCCAACGCCCUUUAGCGCUGGCUCUCGCCGGAGACGGGAGCGGCUCUUUCUCUCCGCCACAGCCCCGAGCGAGGCAGCCGAUCGGGUGGCGCCCGCGGCCCGGCCUAGCGCAGCGGACUCAGGUUUGAGGUGCGUUCUCGUGUUGAUAGCGUGACGUCCCCAGCUUCUCCUGCUUUUGUACUAUACUGCCCUUGCCCCACUGCCAGCCACCAUGGAUAAGACCGAGUUGAUCCAGAAAGCCAAGCUGGCUGAGCAAGCUGAGCGCUAUGAUGAUAUGGCCACCUGCAUGAAGGCAGUAACUGAGCAAGGUGCCGAGCUGUCCAACGAGGAGCGCAACCUGCUGUCGGUGGCCUACAAGAACGUAGUGGGGGGGCGGCGCUCUGCCUGGAGGGUCAUCUCUAGCAUUGAGCAGAAGACAGACACCAGUGACAAGAAGAUGCAGCUUAUCAAGGACUAUCGGGAGAAGGUGGAGUCUGAGCUCAGGUCCAUCUGCACCACUGUGCUGGAGCUGUUGGACAAAUAUUUAAUAGCUAAUGCAACUAAUCCAGAGAGCAAGGUAUUCUACCUGAAGAUGAAGGGAGACUACUUCCGAUACCUUGCUGAAGUUGCCUGUGGUGAUGACAGAAAACAAACAAUAGAAAACUCACAGGGAGCUUAUCAGGAGGCAUUUGAUAUCAGCAAGAAGGAGAUGCAGCCAACACAUCCAAUUCGCUUGGGUCUAGCUCUUAACUUCUCUGUAUUUUAUUAUGAGAUUCUCAACAAUCCUGAGCUUGCCUGCACACUGGCAAAAACAGCGUUUGAUGAGGCUAUCGCAGAACUUGAUACACUGAACGAAGACUCAUACAAAGACAGUACUCUCAUCAUGCAGUUGCUUAGAGACAACCUAACAUUAUGGACAUCAGACAGUGCAGGAGAAGAAUGUGAUGCUGCAGAAGGUGCAGAAAACUAAACUGCACACGGGGUGUCAUUCUCCCUUUCCUUCUCAAGAAACCUUUUUACACGUCUCCAUUCCUUAUAGCUCCACUUGGAUUUCCUAUAGCAAAGAAAACCCAUCCAUGUGUAUGGAAAUCAAUUUAUAGUCUUUUCACACUGCAGCUUUGGGAAAACUCCAUUCCUUGAUUUGUGUUUGUCCUGGCCUUCCUGGUGUGCGGUUACUGCUGUAGAAAAGUAUUAAUAGCUUCAUUUCAUAUAAACAUAAGUAACUUCCAAACACUUAUGUAGCGGACUAAAGUGUACCUGGUAUUUAAAAACAAAUCUGAACCAGUUCCUGCCAGUUGACUGUGUUUUGUAUUACAGUAAGAUAUGAAAAUGUAGUUAAUUGCAACUAAAGAGUGUUCCACAUAGCUUUUAAUUCUCCACAUUCCCUUCUUAUUCUGCAGGGUUUCCUUUCCAUAAUUGACUUUCACAUGCCACUGUGUAUUCUUUUCAGUAGGAAUAUGGAAGUAUUGGGCCAGAUCAAGUUGAGCAUUUCUAGUUUGGAAAACAACAAAUUGAGUUGCUUCCUGUAUCAUGUAAUACAGAAGCUUGUGUGUUUGAAAACAGGGGCUUCUCUUAAUCUUCAGUUGCUGCUGUUUAAGUUGAUAUCCCUUCCCAAUAAAAGUUCACUUACACUCCUGCCUUUGUAGUUCUGGUAUUCACUUUACUAUGUAUUAGAAGCAGCAUGUUACUGCCGGAGUACAGGCAGUGCUUUUUGGCAGACUAAAGUGCAUGUCAUUUCUUAAUACACUGGAAUGGGAAAACCAAUUGAAGUUCACAUGUCCAAGUAUAAAAUUUAGUACUUUUCCAUGCAGGUUUGUGCACAUGUGAGAAGGUGUCAAGUUUGUCCAGUGAUUGUUAUUUAGAGAGUUUGGACCACUAUUGUGUGUUGCUAAUCAUUGAUUGUAGUCCCAAAAAAGCCUUGUGAAAAUGUUAUGCCCUCUGUAACAGCAAAGUAACAUUAAAUAAAAUUACAUUUUAUAAACCA